Molecule: messenger RNA, 1086 nt
Organism: Trichosporon asahii var. asahii CBS 2479
Lineage: Eukaryota; Fungi; Basidiomycota; Tremellomycetes; Trichosporonales; Trichosporonaceae
Exons: 1
Coding region: 1-1086 (361 amino acids)
Source: RefSeq, a predicted model, not a curated record
AUGUCCAGCACUAGCACCCAAAUUCGAUCGGAAGUCAGACAACUCAGACUCCGACUUAGGCCAUACCAGCUCGACACUUCUGAUGGCGGUAACACCGAGCUCGCUCAGUCUGGGGCUGCCACUCCCGAGGUCGACGAAGCCAACACCGAAAUCGUCGAUAUGGACCAGUUCGACAGGUCGGGUGUUGUCUCCACUACGGCUGAGGCGGCAGGGUCCGGCAGCCCCGCAGCCCAGGUGGCGCCCCAGCGAUCCCGAAGCUUGAUUCGGCGUAUUAUUAGUACUCCGUUCGGCUCAUGGGUCGAACUGGGACUGGGGAUUUACGUGAGCCUGGCGUUGGGAUCUGCCGUCACAGGAGUAUACGAUCACUUCCGCCAGCCCCGGACUGUCAACGACGCCUGCUUCUGCCAGGAUGUCUGGCACACUUGUCCGCCUGGCUUCUCAAUGAGAAGGAUCGGCAUGGGCGACUUCGACAUCGCCGAGUGCAUAUCCGACCUCAACUGGGCUUUCAAUCAAGGCCAGGAUGUAACCCGGCGUCUGCUUAGAGCUGCCGGCGCUGGAGCUGGCCUCGCUCUGCUCCGUCGCGUCCGUGACGCCGGCGCCAUCUUCCCCUGGAAUCCGCUGCGCCUCGGUCUUCCCAGACGGCCGACUUGGGAAGGAGAUGGGAGCCCCUCAGAUGGCGUAGUCCGCCGAGCCCCUAUCCGCAGACAUCACUUCAAUAUCCCAGGGGUUCCCUACCUGCUUGGCUUCUUUGCCUUGCUUGCCGUCGUUCAAAUCUUGAUCUUGUUUUAUCGGAUCGUCACCGCCGUACCGCCGGACGCGCCCUAUCCUGCCUGUGAAGAAGGACCCGACGGCUGGUGGGUUGCCAAUAUCGUGGGGGGAAGGGCUACCUGCUACACUUCGCAAACCAUGGCGCGGAACAUCAACAGCAGUGUCGGUUUGGCUCUGCUGGUCUUGCCCAUUGCAUGGCUUGCGGCCGUCUUAUUGCACGAGGACAACAUGGCGAUGAAGUUUCAGUUCUUGCACCCUGGCGACGACGCGGAAUCCGCGGACAGGACGGCGCGAACACCAGACGGUUGUAUGAAGUAA